Molecule: messenger RNA, 10514 nt
Organism: Asterias rubens (European starfish)
Lineage: Eukaryota; Metazoa; Echinodermata; Asteroidea; Forcipulatida; Asteriidae
Product: ATP-binding cassette sub-family A member 2-like
Exons: 49
Coding region: 254-8224 (2656 amino acids)
Biological process (GO): transmembrane transport; lipid transport
Cellular component (GO): membrane; intracellular membrane-bounded organelle
Molecular function (GO): ATP hydrolysis activity; ATP binding; lipid carrier activity
Source: RefSeq, a predicted model, not a curated record
GUAGGGUAUAGACGUGUGUUGUCAAACAAGAAAAUUAUGUCAAAGUUUUAACUUUAAAAUGGUUUAAGAUCUGAUCAAUUGAAGCCAAGACGCUGGAUUCUAUGCAACACAAAGGUUGUCAUCAGUGAAAGUAAAAGUGUGUGAAUAUGCAAUCCCUCGUCUCGGACAGCGUCAAACAGUUAUGUUGAGUAGUUUUAGGAUACGCAUAUAAAGAGCUGGAUUUCGGCAGCACUGCCUGAGGCAGAUCAACAUCAUGAAGUUCUUUCAUCAGCUUCAAGUUCUUCUGUGGAAGAACUUCGUGUUGAAGAAGAGAAGUCCUGUGACAACGAUAUUUGAAACCCUCAUCCCGUUGGUGCUGUUUGUUAUACUCCUCUUCAUUCGAAGGAAGCAGCCAUCAAUACCUGUGGGUCAAACCUACUUCUCAGCGAUGCCACUACCAUCCUCUGGAAUCAUUCCUGUUUUACAGACGUUCUGUCCGUCGUAUGAAAGGGACCCGUUUGGAUUCCCUAAUCAUCCAAACUCUGGGGUUGAAAAUUUCCUAAACCAACUUGACAAAGUAGUGAAAGAGAAUAACCUCUUCAAUGAUGAGUUCUCAUUGGAGCACAUAGCUGUAGAACUGGACGCCUUCCAUCAACUCAUAGGAGAUGAUAGGUCCAUAGAGCAACACUUUGUAGAUGCCCAAGACUUUAGUUUGGGUGAUAUUCUGAAAAAUGCAAGCGAUCUGGAAUCCUACUUUGUCCGUAAUCUUAGUAUACCAAGAUCAGAUGCUCGGCAAAUUCUGGACAAAAAUCUCAAUGUGACGGAGCUCUUCAACUUGCUGUAUGGCUACCACCCUGAGGAUACACCAACUCCCCUCAAUGCAACCUUGAUGUCUUACAACAUCACUGACUUCAAGACAUUCCUUAACCAUCGACUGAAGAGCCAGUGUUGUGGGGCAGUCUUCAAACGUCUGCCGAAUGAUCAGCUGUAUAGCUUUGAUGGAUUGCUGGGUUUACUGACUCUGCAACCAGUGGGUCUCCUCACCAAGCUGCAGCAGGAUCCAGGUUUUGGUCCGUCACUUAACGGCACAAAUCCUGAUGUUGCCAUGCAGCUAACUAAACAGUACAAGAGAGUACUGCUUGGUCCUGCAGAGCUACAGGACGUCAUGUGCAAUAAAGACACAAUCACAGCACUCUACGACACAGAUACUGGACAAUUAAACAACUCAGGCCAUGUCAUGAAUGAUCUGUGUAACAGGCAAGAUGCUCCCAUUGUGUUUGAGCAGUUAUCAGAGGUCUUAAAGGAGCAGUUAGACUCUGAUGCCCUGCUUGAAAAGCUAAAUAUAACGAGUGAUGACCUUGUCGAGACUAGAGUUAAAGCACUAGCUGUUAUAACAGAGCUUCAUAAGUUUGCAAAAUUCCAAGAAACGUUGAAGGAUCUUUAUAACUUUGCGCUGGACCUGCCUGGAGAUAGCUGUCCUGAGGACUCCCUCCCAACCACGAUGGAAACCCCACCCACAUCAACAACCGAUUACACUUCAGCUAUGAAAUCAUCCACCUCUACUCAGACAACCCAUGACAAUGAUUGGGAUGCUGACACAAACUCUUCUGGCUUGUUCGAUGAUGAUAUGUACAAUUCAACAACACCUAGAAUGAGUUCAUCAACAUUCAAACCUGAACCAUGGAUUGAUCUUGAAAUUUCGGAGGAAAGAAAACCAGAAAACCCCAUAGAUGAGAAAUCCCAGAAACUUGGGCAGCUUUACAGGCUAUGGGCUAAGAUGCAGUAUGGUCUGUGUGGGGAAAGGUUAAAGGUCAACGAUGAAGCCCUCGCUAAGGGAGACUUUAAAGCUAUGCAUCUCAAUAACCAUCAGAAGAAGAGUCUUGGUCUUCUACUUCAUGUCCUCUUCAGUCAUCCUAAGAUCUUCUAUGCGCCUAACACGACCGACGUCAAUGACUUGAUUGAUAAGGCAAGUGACAUGAUCCACAUGAUGCAGAACAUCACAAACUAUGCACGACUCUGGAGGAACAUCUCUAGGGAGAUACGAACCUACAUGCACAUGGAUUCCACCCAGCUCGCACUCAACUGGCUCGGACAAAUGGAGCAAGAUUUCUCCAGUCAUCCCAUGCUCCUUCAGAACAUCACCAUGGUAACCUCAUCUGACCUAGCGGAGCUCCUGAUCAAUGAUUCCUACAUUAACGUAACGAGUAUUGAGCAGCAUCUUGACGUCAUUGAUAACGCUGCGUGUGGAUGGCUGAAUCUAGCUGGCUCGGUUGACUUCAAUAUCUAUCAGGCGUUCGCUGAUGAAGAGUCGUUGAUAGAGUACAUCUUGAACGAUGCACUGGAAGAAAAUGUGACUGUCUUUGCUAGUCUCGUGUUUGAAGUGGAUGAUGAGGGUAAGUUACCUCCCCACAUUGUCUACAAGAUCCGCCAGAACGCCUCAUUCACUGAUCGUAGCGAUCUGAUUCGUCGACGAUUCUGGGCUCCCGGCUCGAAUCAUAAAUCAACGUUGGGGUACUACACAUUUGGCUUUGUGUGGAUACAAGAUAUCAUUGAGAGGGCCAUUGUGAAUAAAUGGGUCGGACGUAGAGUGGUGGAACCAGGGAACUAUGUCCAGGAGUUUCCAUACCCGUGUUAUAUCAGAGACAAUUUUAUGUUCAUUAUUGAGCACAUAAUGCCGAUGAUGUUAAUCGUAUCCUGGGUGUACUACGUAGCUAUGUUUACUCAGAGUAUCGUCUAUGAGAAGGAGGCCAGACUCAAAGAGGUGAUGAAGAUGAUGGGUCUUAGCAAUGCUGUCCACUGGGUAGCUUGGUUCAUCGUUGGCUUCACUCAGAUGUCUGUUACCAUCGGUGGUCUCGUCUGCAUCUUACACAUUAGUAAUAUCCUCGUUCAUAGCAACCCAUUCAUCAUCUGGCUAACAAUGACUGUCUUUGCCAUGGCAACCAUUUGCUUCUGUUUCCUUGUGAGUGUACUGUUCUCUAAAGCCAAGCUAGCUGCAGCUUGUGCAGGUAUCAUCUACUUCACGAGUUAUGUUCCCUGUCUAUAUAUCGCUAUAAGAGAGGAGAGCUUGGCGUACGUUGAUAUAUCCAGCACCCUCAAGACCUGUGUGUCUCUACUGUCUACCACUGCCUUUGGUCUUGGUGCUCGCUACUUCGCUCUGUAUGAAGAGAAUGGUGAGGGAGUCCAAUGGAAUAACAUCGACAGGAGCCCAGUGGAACAUGAUUCAUUCAAUUUGCUACAAGUUAUCAUUAUGAUGCUAGUGGAUAUAGUGAUUUACUGCUUACUGGCAUGGUAUAUUGAAGGUGUACAUCCAGGAUCAUACGGUCUACCCCGACCAUGGUACUUUCCACUUCAGCAUUCUUAUUGGUUCGGCCAUCGUCAUGGAGACCAGGAACACACAUGUUGUUUUGAUUGUUUGAUCAACUGCUGGAAAGGUCGACCUGCCCCGCUGUCUGUAAUGGAAGAACUUCAAGCCAGCGCCAUGGAGAAUAUGCCCAAUGGUUUGUACAUGGAGGCAGAUCCUACACAUCUACCCCUUGGUGUGAAAAUUGAACAUCUUAGCAAGGUUUACAAGAAGGGAGGCAAAAGAGCCGUCAAUAAAUUGAGUUUGAACUUCUACGAGGGUCAGAUUACGUCUUUCCUGGGUCACAACGGAGCUGGGAAAACCACCACAAUUUCCAUUUUAACGGGACUGUUCCCACCCACCUCCGGCACGGCACACAUCUACGGAUCUGACAUACGCACCGAUAUGACAACAAUACGCAAAAGCCUUGGCAUGUGCCCUCAACACAACGCCCUCUUUGAUAAACUUACAGUGGAGGAACACAUAUGGUUUUACUGCCUGCUAAAAGGCAUGGCCAACUCUAGCAUCAAGUCUGAGAUCACUAGGAUUAUCACUGACAUUGGACUAUUGAAGAAGCGUCACCAAGUAGUGAACAAUCUCUCUGGUGGUAUGCAACGUAAACUCUCAGUAGCUAUAGCGUUCGUUGGAGGGUCUCGUACUGUGAUAUUGGAUGAGCCUACAGCAGGCAUUGAUCCAUGUGCACGCCGCGCCAUCUGGGAUCUUCUCAUCAAAUACAAGCAAGGCCGUACUAUCAUCCUUUCAACUCAUCACAUGGACGAGGCGGACAUUCUCGGAGAUCGCAUCGCCAUCUUGUCUCAUGGACAAAUCAAGUGUGUCGGAUCCUCGAUGUUCUUAAAGACCACCUUCGGGGAUGGGUACCAGUUGACCUUAAUCAAGAAGCCACUUGGACUUAACGAGAACGUUAACCGGUCGACUUCAACAGAGGCACAGCAGAGAAACGAUUCCUUUGUUUCUAACUGCUCUGAGGAAGAUGUAGGGAGGUUCAUCCGACUACACGUCCCUGGAGCAACGCUGUCUGCAGAAACCCUUCGAGAGCUGACAUACACGCUUCCUCUGGAGGCAGAAGAGGAAGGGACUCUAACAACGUUAUUGGAGGAGCUUUCUGAUGAGAAACUGGAAGGUCUUAAUCUGUCUGGGUAUGGCUUGAUGGAUUCCUCACUAGAGAAGGUGUUCUUGAAGGUAGCUGACAAGUACGGAGUGAAUAGAUUAGAUGGAGAUUCCGAUGGCCAGACAUCUUUAUCGUCGGAUUACUCAACAACAGACCAUCCCCUCCUGGCACAGUCAUCAAAUGCUACAGCCACACCCCAUGGAGAAGUGGAACUGUCCAGUGUUGGUGGAAUGCAUCAUAGUGACAGUGCAUCAGAGGACCUCUUCUUUGGGGAAUUCCAUUCUCAGACUAGGGAUGGUUAUAGUCAGUUGCCACAGGAGGAAACACAAAAUGCAACUCAUGGGUAUCUUGAAGAUACCAGUUCCUACCUCCUAACUGGACUCUUCCUCCAGUGCAGCCAGUUCCGAGCCCUCAUGGUUAAACGCUUUCACUACACAAGACGCAACUGUAAGAGUCUAUUCACCCAGCUCAUCCUGCCAGCGUUCUUCGUCAGCAUCGCUAUGAGCGUUGCACUCUCCGCCCCCCAAGUUGGCAACUUCCCUCCUCUAGUGUUGACACCAUCGCAGUAUCACCCUUUGACCUAUCCUGAUGAUACAUAUUCAUUAUAUGCAAAUGAGGCUUUGAAUAGGAGGCGGACCUAUCAUAUUUAUCGGUCGGUUGAUGGGGAUGCAGAUCCAACACAGCUGACAGCAACCUUCAGAUUUCCAGCUGGGAUCGGAGGGAGCUGUGUCAUAAAGACUCCAUGGAAUGGCACUUUAGAUAGACUUGUUCAGUCCAACAACUACUCCUCUAGCGUCAACCUCCGUGGGAAGUACUUUGAUAGAAUGUGUGAGGAGUCCUUUAAGAAAGGGGAGCCGCUGUCUAACUACGUCCCUAAGCCACCGCAACCACUGCCCCCACCGGAGGAGUCUGAGUUUGAUGGUGAUGAGUCAUUUAAGCAACCUGAGGGGAUGUCGUACAUCAAGGAAAAAACAUGUCAGUGUGCUGAGGAUGGCAAUGGGUUUGUCUGUCCACCGAAUGUUGGCGAGCCGGUGCCAGACAAGAAGAAGGUUAUAACGAGUGACAUUCUAUUGGAUGUCAGCGGCAGAAACAUGUCUGAAUAUAUCAUCUACACCACUAAUAAAUUUAGACUCAGAAGAUAUGGAGGUAUUUCAUUUGGUAAUGUACGAAGUUUUGUCCCAUCAAAGUAUGGAAACAUCGUUCCUGAUACAUAUCGCAGUAUUGCAGUACGAAAUGCUGCCAUUGCUUGGUACAGUCACAAAGGAUAUCAUUCCCUACCCAUCUACCUCAACGUACUCAAUAAUGCCAUCUUACGAGCAAACCUUGACCCUAGUAUCCAUGGUAACCCAUCUGCAUAUGGCAUCACUGUCAUCAAUCAUCCGGUGAAUAAGACAGGAUGGCAGCUUGAGGAAGAAUUUGUUAACCGUGAGUCCACCAAUGUACUGAUUGCCAUCUUCAUCAUCGUUGCUAUGUCCUUCGUACCGGCUGGCUUCGUUGUCUUCCUUGUGAUUGAACGCUCCACUAAGGCUAAGCAUCUACAGUUUGUCAGUGGCACCAGACCACUCAUUUAUUGGGUCUCCAACUUCAUAUGGGAUAUGAUGACGUAUCUCCUGCCAGCCACGUGUUGUAUCCUGAUAUUGAUAUUGUUUGACCUGCCAGCUUACACAUCCUCAACCAACCUUCCGGGGGUCAUUGUACUCUUUCUACUCUAUGGGUUUUCCAUGACUCCCAUCAUGUAUCCGGCAUCCUUCUUAUUCACUGAGUCCAGCUCAGCCUUUGUUACCCUCAUUGUCUUAAAUCUUUUCACUGGUGUCACUACUCUCAUCACUACAUUCAUUUUGGAAAUCUUCAACACAGAUUCGAAUCUGGAGAAUAUUUACUCGAGUCUGGAUGAAUUAUUCCUGAUAUUUCCCAACUACUGCCUCGGCAAAGCGCUCAUGGAUCUGUCGUUUAAUGAGUACAUGAACGAGUAUUACUACAUGAUUGGAAUGAACAAAGAAAUGAAGAGUCCAUAUCGAUGGGAGUUGUUAUAUCGAACCUUUGUCAUCAUGGCCACUGAGGGCAUACUUGCAUUUCUAUUUACACUGCUCUGUGAAUAUCGUUUCUUCAUCAAACCAAGGCGCAAGAAAUCCUCAAAGAAAUUAUCCAAUGAUGAGACUGAAGAAGAUAAAGACGUCUUGGAUGAGAAGGAAAGAGUCUUGAGUGGGCAGGCAAGAAAUGAUGUAUUGUGCAUCAAAAAUCUCUCCAAGAUGUACAAGACAAAACGAUUUGGAUCUCAUCUUGCUGUAGACAAACUCUGUCUGGGAGUUCCACAAGGCGAGUGUUUUGGAUUACUUGGUGUGAAUGGAGCAGGGAAGACUACAACCUUCAAGAUGCUAACUGGGGAUGUAUCCAUCUCAGAAGGGGAUGCCUUUCUCAGAAGUCACAGUGUAUACAAGGACAUGCUGAAGGUGCAACGUUUGAUUGGUUACUGCCCUCAGUUUGAUGCACUCUUUGAUGAGUUAACUGCUCGGGAACACCUGAGACUCUACGCUAGACUCAAAGGCAUCCAAGCUCGGCAACAGAAGCAGGUUGUUGAUUGGGCGAUACAACGAGUAGCUCUAACUCAGUACGCAAAUAAGCCAGCGGGCACAUACAGUGGAGGAAAUAAACGCAAACUAUCAACAGCUAUUGCGCUGCUUGGCCAUCCUCCGGUAAUUUACAUGGAUGAACCAACAACGGGAAUGGAUCCACACUCUCGGAGAUUCCUUUGGGAUUUAAUUCACUCCAUCGUCAGAGAAGGAAGAUCUGUCAUACUCACAUCACACAGUAUGGAGGAAUGUGAGGUACUCUGUACCCGUCUUGCCAUCAUGGUAAACGGAGAGCUAAGAUGCCUUGGCAGCGCCCAGCAUCUUAGGAACAAGUUUGGAGAUGGGUAUUCCAUAACCAUCAGGGUCAAAGGUCACAAACCUGACCUCCGACAUGUGAUAAACUUUAUCGGCCGGAUGUUCCCACAUGCAGUCCUGAAGGAAGAGCAUCACAGCAUCUUACAGUACGAGAUUCCACUUGAGAACGUCUCACUACCAGAGUUAUUCAGUAAGCUUCAAGAUGCUCAGGACAUGCUGCAGAUUGAGGACUUCUCUAUCAGCCAAACCACACUAGAUAAUGUGUUCGUAAACUUUGCCAAACAGCAACUAGAAAAGCAGGAUGUGAUUGACUCAAACAAGCUACGCCGCAGACGUAAACAGCGUCAGAUGAAGAAGAUGAACAAAACCGAGAUGGAACCUCUUCUACUAGACGAUGAGUUCCUACUCCAAGAUGACAACGAGGAUGCCCCUUUCCAAAACUCAAGACGGUCGUUAUCACGACAGCUGAAGAAGAAAUUCUGUCGACCAUGGAGGAUGCUGAGGAGGAACUGUAGCGUGACGCAAGAACCAGUUUCUUUUGAAGAUGAGGAGUUCUACGGGCAGGAAUCGGACGAUGAUCUCUUACUAGAUAUAAGCAGCUGCGGAGGCAAUAGCGGACUAAGAGACAGAAACAAUGACGCGGAUGACGAUGAUGAAAUACUACAACUUGAUGAGUCUCAUUUGAUUCCGAAGAAAAGGGACCUGACAAGAUCCAAACAACCAAGAAUCAGUACAAAUAGAUUGGGAAGUUCUGCAGAUAAUGCCUGCUCACAAUUUGAUUUUGAUGUAGAUAGGGAGCACCUACUGACAGACCAUGAUGAUGAUGAUGAUCCUAUGCUGCCAUUAAAUGAAACAACAGUUAGGUUAUCCUUGAUGGACAUGGAAGCAUGAUGAAGCAUAAGGGAUGUGUUCUAUUCCAAAUCAGCCUCUGAUGAUUAAGAUGUAGACUGCCAUUUGUAGAUAAGAUCACAUCAACUACAAGUACCAGCUGCAACCUGGGUUGAUGUAGAGUAUAAUCAGUAUUUUUAGAGCUAUUUUUACAAUGAUACAUUGCAAUAUGUUGGCUCAGUAGUGUGGAUAGGGCUAUAGUGGUCAUGAAACAACAUAUUCUUGAGAUGGGCACAGUCAAGUAGUCUCUUGUGAGAGAUGCUCCAACGGCGUACAAUGUGCGCAAUAGAAUUUCAGUCACAAAGCGAAGAUACACCGCUCUAGAUAGCUUGAAUUUUAAACUUAAAGGGCGUGUCGUGGUGGUAAGGUUUAAAAAUAAUAAUGUUUACUAUUUUCACAUAACUUAAAUGGUGCAAUGUUGGACAUGGUGGAAAACUUCCUUUGAAAUAUUUUUGUCUGAAAUGCUAGAGUUUUUGAGAAAAAAGUAAACAAUAAGUUAGGAUCUGACAAGUCUGAAAUCGGAUAGUUGAAAUCAGUGAAAAAAUCUUCUGUGUGACUCAUUGAGCUUAUCUCAUUACAAGUUUUGGUAUGUGUAUUGAAUCUCACAUGUAGUGGUUGCACCUAUAGUGAAGAUUUGCAUAUUGCAAAAGUAUAUUGACCAAUGACCAGUUGAGUUACAUUUUCCUCAUGAAUAUGCAGUAGUCAUAACUUUUACUAACUAGAAAUAUUGACCAUGAAUAUGCAUAAGAUGCCCCUCACCUAUUCAGAAUUGACCAAUGAAACAUGUUUAUAUGCUCAUGAAUAUGUAUGAUGUGUAGAGUGAUUUUAUGCAUGUUCUAAAACAAUGCACCUUGACUGUUUUUACAAUGACAUAAAAACGAAGUAAUGUAAUCAAGUGAAAAAUUAUGUUGUACUCAAAAGUUCUAAGUGAAGAAAAAGUAGGAUUGUUCAUACUUUACAGUGUUGCAAUAUAACAUUAGACAGGUACUUUUGUUGGUACCCGUCUAAAUUUCAAAGAAAACUGAAAGAUACCCUCGGGGGUACAUGGAUAUUUGUUUAAUUAGGAUUAGGAAAAAAAGUUAUGCUUUAGAUUAGAUUACUUUAAAAAUUUAAGAAAACCUUUCCCUGCAGCUUUAAUUUACUACAAACUUCUCCGCCCCCUGACCUAUCAUUGCAACCCCCAUACUGUCGUGGGGUUGAAUUUAUAGAAGUAUUUAAUACAAAUGGAGUCCUUAAUAACUCAAACUUUUUCCUUGACAAUAUUUAUUUAUUAUUUAUUGAAAGAUCAAAAUACUAGCUGCUCUUUUUAGUCUUUGCUGAACUUUUAGAAAGUAUGUGUGUGGGGAAAACACUAUACUGCUGGACUUGGGUCGUGAUGGCUGUACCUAUUGCAUUAAGCGGUCAACCAAGCAUAAAUCUCGGUCAUUGACACUUUGAGUCUGUGUUUAAAUUACCUGACUCUGGCUACAGCUAUGGAUGUUGCUUAGGAUGUUGCUAUGGAAGUCCUAUGCUUCAAUGCAUGAUGACUUGUUGAGCCAGCCAUAGCCAUAUAGGGUGUUGCUAUAGAAAUCGUAUGCUUCAAUGCAUGAUGACUUGUUGAGCCAGCCAUAGCCAUAUAGGGUGUUGCUAUGGAAGUCCUUUGCUUCAAUGCAUGAUGACUUGUUGAGCCAGCCAUAGCCAUAGUCAGAGCUGGCAGUUGAGACAGGGCCUGUUCCAGAUACCAAGAAUGAUCAGUGCAUCUGUGUGCUUUUUAAGAGCUAUUUAUAAUGGUACUAAGUAAAGUAUUUAUUAUAUUUUGGUGAGCUUGUUUCAAUUGCAAUGUUCUAAACACCAGUAUUAUGUAGGCUUCUAAUAGUAAAAUAACACUAGUAUAAAAUAUUUAUGAGCCAAACCCGUAGGUGUUUAAACUAUUAAAUUGUGUUCAACCUGUGCUAAAUUGAUCUUUAAUAAUGGGUUUUGUAUUUUAUAGAAACAGAUUCUUGACAACUGAAUAUUUUUUUAUUUGAAAUGUAGGCUUUGCGCGCUGCAUAAGUACUAUUAAUAGAUAGUCAGUUGCUAGAUGAGUUUGGUCACAUUGUUUCAGUGUAGGCCUAUUUUAGGACAAGAACAACAACAAAAUCGCUUAGAGUUGUUCAGGUUUUUUUUUACUGAUCCUACCCAUGAUUUUGACCAAUUAGGCUUUAAUUUAUUAAUUAAUUGGUUUGAUUAAAAUAAGUGCACAUGCCGCAGGUGCUCAAUUGAGCAUCUCAAUUAAUUAUUGUGAAAUAAAAAUUCUAUCUAUUUCUUUUGAGAA